Aspergillus tubingensis is the source of this 360-nucleotide messenger RNA. RefSeq lists its product as uncharacterized. Lineage: Eukaryota; Fungi; Ascomycota; Eurotiomycetes; Eurotiales; Aspergillaceae. The record is from RefSeq and is a predicted model, not a curated record. The transcript has 4 exons. The coding region runs from base 1 to 360 and encodes 119 amino acids.
AUGGAGCUGAACGAAUGCGCCCGCUUGGUGGUGGCGGAAAAGCUCCCACCACCACUACAACUGCAUCCAAGAUCAACAGCCCGAGCUACGGGUUAUUGGUUCGAUUAUUUGCGUUCACUGUUCCGCCCGGUGCCAUCUGAUCUCUCUUAUGCAGAAUCAGAAUCCGUACAUGCGCAGAGGCUACCGGGUGAAGGACUGAUAACGAUAGCCGGAGUAAUGAUGAAACUGGGCACGUCCACUGCGAAGCCAGCCCACAUAGAGCCCUGCCCGGACAUGCCGACAUCCCACGGAACUGGAAGAACCGCGGCAGAUGCUGCUGACUUGCUGAGCUUCCUAGAUGGGUCACCUCACGUCUCCUGA